Messenger RNA from Aspergillus novofumigatus IBT 16806, 1004 nucleotides. RefSeq lists its product as uncharacterized. NCBI's taxonomy places the organism in Eukaryota, Fungi, Ascomycota, Eurotiomycetes, Eurotiales, Aspergillaceae. Bases 124 to 795 code for a protein of 223 amino acids. The record is from RefSeq and is a predicted model, not a curated record. The transcript has 4 exons.
GCCACAUUCCGGUCAUCUCCUUAAUCGACCUGUCCUUGUGGAGGAGAGAGUUCCUAGAGGAACGUUGCAUCUGAGUAGUAAGAACCACAAUGUGUUCGGAACGCUCUCUUGGAAUCGCCAGCCAUGAUGUCGGAGGAUCAGUCGGUUACCCUGGAUUGGCGAAAUGUCCACUUUUUCGACGGUUCAACAGGUGACAUGCUAGGUGGACCGUUUCAAAAUGGCUCAGUUACCCAAGGCAACUUCAUCAGCAUGCUUAACAUGGUGUUACUAACUUGGUUAGACUCUAUCAAACUUAGUGAUGAGCCGGUCGUGCGCCGACUCCCUCCGUACCGUGUUGGUGGCCGCGAGACGGAUUUCGACGGAGGCGUGAGGGCUAGGGAUGGAAAGUGCGUCGUCACUGGGACUGUUAACCUUGCUGCUCGUGCGGCCCACUCUGGGUGCCAUUCUGCGCCUAUCGACUCCAAUCAGAAUGGGCUUCUCCUUUUGGCACACAUACAUCAAUUAUUUGACACCUACGCCACAGUGAACCAUGAUGAAAGUGAUUUUCUUACCUACGGCAUAUGUAAUAAAUAUGCUUUGCUAAUCUAUCCAUAUGACAACUAUAAGAUCGUCUCUUUUAUUGCUGAUUCCUUCGAAGUGGAUGGAAGAACACUCGAUCCUGUGUGUCGAGACCCGGCCAACCCAAACCGCGUCUCAGACCACCUCUUUCGCUGGCACUUCCGACACAGCGUUCUCAAAAAUAUGAGGAAGGCCAGAGAACCUCCAUUAGAACACGACUUCCCCCCCGGGAACUGACUAGAGGGACCUUUCCCAGCGGACCGACUUGAAAUGGAUUUUCGUACAGACUACGGGGGUAGAAACGAGUCGAAGGAUCUCGGGACUUUCCUGUAUGAGUAAUUGCCGAAGGAAAUACAACAGCAUAGAGUUCCGUUCUGAGCACUGUACGAAUAACCUAGUAACACAAGGACUCUUGUCCGACUAUGGUUGAAUCAUGGAAUAUAACC